Molecule: messenger RNA, 1054 nt
Organism: Rosa rugosa (rugosa rose)
Lineage: Eukaryota; Viridiplantae; Streptophyta; Magnoliopsida; Rosales; Rosaceae
Exons: 2
Coding region: 417-830 (137 amino acids)
Source: RefSeq, a predicted model, not a curated record
GGAUACUUAAGCAGGACAAAUUCAGUGAAGAGUAUAAAGAAGGGUAUAGAUCUUUUAUGGAGGUUGCAAAACAUCAUGUGAAUGAGAGGAAUGAGACAAUAUGUCCCUGCAUGGAGUGCUUGAAUAAACGUUGGCAGCCUCUUCAUGCUACUAAUGCUCAAAACAGAGAUCAACAUGAAAGUACCCAUCGGGGUGGUGCACCAUUUAUUCAGCAUGCUUUGCAAGCAGCAAAGGUAAUUAAAUAAUAGUCGCUCGUGUGGCAUUCUAUUACGAUAAACUCUUAUAUAUUGAACUGUAUGUUUUUUCAAGUGCAGGAAGGUGGUAAGCCUAUAUCAUUUAUAGACAAUUAUGAAAACAUGUAUCAGGAUGCAAAGCAUAAGUGGGUUAGUGAGGCUAAAUGAGUGAGACAUGAGAAAAUGAAGCAGAAGAGGGAAGAUGUCAAGGCAAAGUUCAUUGAAGAGGCACAAGAAGGUACUCCUAUUGAAUCAAUAGAAGUGGCUUUGAAUGACGAGAUUGCAAUUAUGGUUGAGGAGUGUGGGAGAAAAGGUGGCAAGGUUCAAGGUUUAGGUGUUUUCCCUCGCUUGGAUAUCUCGUCUUCUUCUUCUUCUUUAAUGCCAAUAAAUUCUGAGUGGAAUGAGAUGAAAGGUAAUCUACAAAAGCUUACAUCCACGGUAAGUUGCUUGGAAUCUGAAAAUGCGAAGUUGAAAUCUAUGUUGCGAGCAAUAUUUAGCAAAUUGAAUGGGAGUGACGACAUUAAUUGUGUUGCUGAUGAUAGCUCUGCUCAAGAAACUGAUGGUAUUGAAGGAAUUGAUGACUUCUCUAAUGACUAGCUUGGUAUGGAGGGUUAGAAUGCCUUGGGUUUCAUGAAAUAUUUAGGAAUUAUCUUUCUCAUAUGUAGUUAAGGAACUACUUAGUCUUGAACAAUCGGUCCUAGGUUAUUUUAUAUUGAAUCCUUUUGGAAUUGCAAUUACUGAACAGUAAUAUGUUGGUGACUAGCCUAAAUUUAAUAUAAUUUUGUAGGUUUUGUAAGUCAUUUGCAUUUUCCCUUUGUCUC